UCGGUCGGGUUGCGGAUUGGCUUGGGUCCCCCUUCUCGAGGAGGAUGAUGACACCUUCAGCUAGUCACGACUGAGAGGCAAUGCUGUCAAAUUGAGUUGCUUCAUCUUGCCAUUUUCUCCUCCAUCCUGCUCAGCUCUCUUGGAAAGUGGACCACACCCUUCUACUCCCUGGAGAGCUGGUAGCCUCUGUAGUCAUGGGGCCUGGCCUAUUACUGGCAUCUCUGUUCUGUGUGUGCUUCUUGCUGCAUGAGGUGGAUUCUCUGAGCCUCACUGAGAACCCUAAGAAACAGAAGGCAGAGCACAUGCUCCGCAUUAAUGAGGUCAAUGCAGAUAACCCAGGGAUCGACACCUUGGAGUAUGUGGAGUUGUAUCACACAAGUGGCCAGCAGACCCCUCUAGAUGGCUACUCCUUGGUCUUUUACAAUGGCAAGGGCAAUAUGGCCUACAAAGUCCAGGAUCUCGGGGGCUUUUCCACCAAUAACCAAGGCUUCUUCCUCUUGGGGUCCUCUACGGUCAUUCCAAAACCAUCGGUGAUCCUGCCUAACAACACAAUCCAGAACGGGCCAGAUGCUAUUGCACUCUAUUUUGGGGCAAAGAAGCUGCAUGAGGGAAUGACCAUCACCAACGAAGGGCUGGUGGAUGCUUUGGUCCAUAAGUCUAAAACGAGUGACAGAGCGGAUGAGCUUGUCCGUGUUCUGACCCCGGGUGUGGAGCCUUUCCUGGAGGACCCUUUCUUCAGGACCACAGAUGAGGCACUGGAGAGAUGCCGAGGGACAGAUUCUCAUUGGUUCUUCCAAGCGGGUGCACCUACCCCAGCCAUGGAUAACCACUGCAUCCCUUUUUCUCAGCUGAACGAAUCGGACGUGUUGAUCAAUGAGGUUAACAUCGUUUCGUCCCCUGGAGAGUUUGAGUUUGUCGAGCUGCAAGGCCGUCCUUCAACUCAAGUAGAUGGACUGGUACUGGUGUUGAUUGAGGGGAGUACCCAAGAGAUUUACUUUGUGAUGGAGGUGCAUGGCAAGACGUCCCCUGAUGGGCUGCUGCUUCUUGGCCCAGGCCAGUUCAACUCCUCAGUUGACCUGCCAUUCCCCCAGAACUCCAGAAGACCCCUCCUCAGGGCAGGUGCCAAUGCUGUUGCCCUGUACAGAGGGACCCCUGCCAGCUUUGCUGUGGGGUCUGCUGUGUCAGCAACAGACCUCCUGGAUGCCUUGGUGUACUGUACAGAUGAAAGUGCUGAAUUGAAGCUGCAGCAUGUCUUGACUCCCGGGAAGCCCCUCUUCCAUGCAAGAGAGAGGUCCCAGCAAAAUGAUACAUCUGUGAACCGCUGUGUCUGUUGCUCCAUCGCCCGGGAUCCCUCCGUUUAUGCUCUCGGCAAGCCCACGCCUGGGCAAUUCAACGACUGUCCCAAGAGACGCUUUGGGCAAACCAUUUCCUUCUGCCUUCAAGUUGCAGAUUGUCAGGAAGAGUCCCUGGAGAAAAGCAAAGUACAGAUGUUUUUGUCCCAAGCCCUGGAUAAACGAUGCAACUGUGGAGUAUCUCCUGCUUAUUUCAAAGAUCCUGCUGUAGCCUGUCAGGGCCCACAACUGGUUGUCACUGCUUUCCUGACUGCCAGGUCGACAGAGCAACUCAGCAGCCUGCUGAAGGCCUUCUCGCUUCUCAUUGAGAGCAAGGAGGUGCUGCACUUUGGGAAAUGGAAUGGAACGGUGGUGAAGGCUUGCUUGAGAGAUGCUAACAUGACAGACGGGCCUCCAGUGGUCGUGCCGGAAAGGACAACCAAAGCAACUCCCUUGACCGAUCUGCUUAUCAACGAAGUGAAUUCGGACAACCCGGGAGGCCGAGAGGACACUGAAUAUAUCGAGCUCUUCUAUCCUGGAGAAGCACCGGUUGCUCUCCAGGGCUACUGGCUUGUGCUUUACAAUGGGAAGAACAACUUGGCUUACAAGGUGAUAAACCUGACGGGCUACAGUACUGACAAGCGAGGCUACUUCCUGGUGGGUAGCACUGGGGUGACCCCCAAGCCCCAGAUAGUCCUGCCUGACAAUACCAUCCAGAACGGACUGGACGCUGUGGCUCUCUACCGCAGCAAUCCCAACGCCACCUACAAAAUGAACAUGCCCCUAACCAAUGUGGGGCUGGUGGAUGCCCUCGUCUACAAGGCCCGGGGCUCAGACAAUGCCGACAAGCUGCUUGCUGUUCUUGCCCCAGGCCAGAGGGUCCUGCUUGAAGAUGAUUCUCACAGCAGCCAAGAUGAGUCCCUCAGCAGAUGUCACAGCCUGCGGCCAAGAGACCACAGCAGCUUCCAGGUGACAGAAAUGACUCCUUCCAAGGAAAAUACUUGCCCACCUCCUGGCUCAAAUUUCACAGAGGAAACGCCCCAGAACCACUCAGUCGUAAUCAAUGAACUAGGCAUGGCCAACCACUCCAUUCUGUACCGAUUCAUUGAGCUGAAAGGGAAUCCUGGUGUCAGCUUGAAAGGGUACACGCUGAUGUUCUUUUCCGGGCACAAUGCCAUACCAUACAGCACUAUUCAUUUGCAGGGCACAUUUGGAAGCAAUGGUUUGUUCCUCAUCUUGCCAGAAGGACAGUCCAAGACUAUCAAGGCUCACGAGCAACGAGUGAUGCCCUCUGUUUGGAGUAAUCCCUCCUUGCAACAAGUGAGCCAUUCUGUGGCACUCUCCAGGCAUGCUCUUAAUGGCACUGUGGAGGAGCACCUCAAAGAUGUUGCAGUUUAUACAUGGGAGAUGGGUGCAAGCCAAGCUCAUCCUCGUCUUUCUGAACCGAUCCACUUUGUAUCUAGGGAAGGAGCCAGACCGCUGUCCUUGAGCCGCUGUCCCUCCUGUGACAAAAUCUAUGCCGUCUCUGACCCCACUCCUGGCCUGGAGAAUCACUGCCCACAGGAAUCUCUCUUUCUGAAUCUUGAAAUCUGCCUGCUGACCCCCAAUUGUUCCAUGUGGCCUCAGAACCCACAGGUGUUGGCAAGUCUCCAGCAUGCAUUAGUGAGAUCCAUGGAGGAGAGCUGCUUCUGUGGCAUCUGCCAAUGCUAUCUACACGGGGUUACGUUCACCUGCCUUAAUUCCACCCUGAAAGUCUCUGGCCAGGUGUGGGCCAGGUCACCUGUGCAGCGUCAGCGCCUCGUUCAGUGGCAUUCUCACUUCUCCUCAAGUCCCCACCCCUUUGCCGUGGACGGGAAGCCCCUCAAAGCGAAUGCUGCAUGCGCAUCUCUGGGAAAAACAGCGCAGAGGUCUGAGGCUUCAUUUCAAGCCUGGGAGAUUGCUCUCACAGUUGUGGGGUCCAUCUUUCUUGUACUGCUGUUAGCUGGCGCAGCUUUCUAUUGCAUCAAAAGACGGCCUCAGAAUUACACCACCAUUGAGCUCAACGACCGCUGUGAGUUUAUGGCAGACUUCUGACUCCCGUCGGAACAGCCUUCACCAGGAAAAGGCUAUUUCUGUAACUGAUGAGAAGCAGCAAAAACCUCUGAAAAGCAGCUGUGCUGGUUGUCCAGCAUUUGCACACAUGGACCAAGAAUGUAACAUUGGACAUUUGAAAAGCCCAGGGUUUAUUUAUUGUUGUUUACUUCCCAUCCUUAGUGGGAGAUGCAUGAAACUGUGUUUCCAGGACAAUUUCUGCUUUGUAUCCCCACUGCUCUUGAGUAACUGGUGUGUGUGUGUGUAGUUUUGCAGAUUUUCAUAGUGAACAGCCUUGAUUUUGCUUUGUAUUGUGUAUGCAGGGUUAUAAUUCUCUUCUAGCGGUGGCUGGUCCCCAUUGGGACUGGUAGGGCAGAAAGUAGGGAGGGCCAACAGUAGGUGGCGCUAGAACCAAUGGCAUCUUCCGUUUAAAAGGACCAAAGAUCAGGUGCUGUGAAAGGCAUCUGCCAAGAAGCUGGAGUGCUGCUGCCAGUCAAGAGAAGAAAGUACUGGGCUAGAUGGGCAGAGAGUUUGAUUUCAUAUAAGGCAAGGGCUGUGGGUCAGUGGUAGAGCACAUCUUAGCAUGCAGAAGGUCCCAGGUUCAAUCCCUGGCAUC
Molecule: messenger RNA, 4017 nt
Organism: Lacerta agilis (Sand lizard)
Lineage: Eukaryota; Metazoa; Chordata; Lepidosauria; Squamata; Lacertidae
Exons: 14
Coding region: 195-3404 (1069 amino acids)
Source: RefSeq, a predicted model, not a curated record